Messenger RNA from Alternaria metachromatica, 729 nucleotides. RefSeq lists its product as uncharacterized. Bases 1 to 729 code for a protein of 242 amino acids. NCBI's taxonomy places the organism in Eukaryota, Fungi, Ascomycota, Dothideomycetes, Pleosporales, Pleosporaceae. The record is from RefSeq and is a predicted model, not a curated record. The transcript has 2 exons.
AUGCUUUCCAUCUUGAUACUCCUCGUGGUUGCACUCGGUGCCAUCGCGCACACCACCCCCGACGGAUGUCCGCGCAAGGUGGGUGCGGAAGGCGUACAGGUUCGCAUACCUCCAACGUUCAAUACCACCGAUCAUGCCCAUCACGGCAGAUCAUGGCGACCACCACCUGUCGGGUUCUACUUCCAACCAUGGUCGAUGAUUCUUGCGUCAAACCCUCAGUAUGCCGCGAUGCGGAACGUGCAAUACGAUCCGACUCCGAUCGACCCCUCUGAGCCCACUGGACUUGUAAAUGACCUCUUCUCAUUCCAAUUCCCAGGCAACGACACAAUCAUUACAACAUAUGGCGUCGAUACACCGCAUCCCUACUUGCCAGCAGUGCUGGACUUUGCAGCGACUGGAAUUUUGGCUGGGGCUACGUGCCAAUACAGCAUCUUGGUUUGGGGCUGCGACGCGAACAGAGUCCCAUACUACGCGAGCUAUUCGACGGCAGUGGAGUUCACACAAACGCCCCCGGGUAUCGACCUGAUGAGUACGAGUGAUCAAGGACCCGAUCAGGAAACGAUCGAUGCUGUUUUGAAGGCUUUAAAGCAGCUGGGAAACGAGGAGAUCACCAAGUAUGUUGUAGCUCUGGAGAGGAUGGUGCAGGAUGGCGGCAGGAGAGGCAUGCCUAGGGCUACAUGCGACGACUAUUGCAAGACGAAUCAGGGCUUGAUAGGGAUCGGAGGUUGA